Molecule: messenger RNA, 462 nt
Organism: Rotaria socialis
Lineage: Eukaryota; Metazoa; Rotifera; Eurotatoria; Philodinida; Philodinidae
Source: the annotation of a GenBank genome assembly
AUGUGUUCAGAUGAAAGACUUUCAUCUGGCAUUUUUAAAAAUCCGAUAACAACACUGAUUAUUACAGCUGGUCCAAAUCAAAAUGAUCUAACGAUAAUGAAAAGCAUAUGUCAUCAUAUCUUUAUUGUGUUUAUCAAAUUAACUCAUUUUAUAUUUUAUGAAUCAUCAUAUCAAAAUAUCGUUCGAUUAUUAUUUGAUUUUCCAUCUCCCAGUUUUUAUUCUUCAACUCUUGAGCAAUAUCGGGGCCAAUGCCAUGUUUAUUCAUAUCCAUUUCUAAUGCAAUAUUAUGACGACAUAACAAAUAAUAUUCCAGGUGGAUUAUACCGAUGUGUUCGUGUAGUAUCAUUAUAUGAUGAACAUCCUUUUGAAAAUGAAUUUUUUAUUCGAAUUGCUCAAUCAUUUCCAUUUAUGGAAGAAUUAUCCUUGAUUAAUCGUCACUCACAAAAUCACAAAACAAUCUGA